CCGCCAGAUGGACCUGGUGGCCCGGGGAGGAUGGAGCCGUUUGAUGCUGCGGCCCUACCGGAGCUGCUCCGGGUGUAUUACCGACGCCUCUUCCCCUUCUCCCAGUAUUACCGCUGGCUCAGCUAUGGCCGAGUGGAGAAGCGGUACUUCCAGCACCGGGAGUUCUCCUUCACGCUCAAGGACGACGUGUACAUCCGCUACCAGUCGUUCGGCACGCAGGCCGAGCUGGAGAAGGAGAUGCAGAAGCUGAGUCCCUACAAGAUCGACGUCGGAGCCGUCUACUCGCACAGGCCCAGUCAGCACAACACUGUGAAGCCGGGGGCUUUCCAGGCCCAGGAGAAAGAGCUCGUGUUUGACAUUGACAUGACAGACUACGACGACGUCAGGCUGUGUUGCAGCUCUGCAGAGAUCUGUCCCAAGUGCUGGACUCUCAUGACCAUGGCCAUCCACAUCCUGGACCGGGCCCUGAGGGAGGACUUUGGGUUCCAGCAUCGCCUGUGGGUUUACUCGGGCAGGAGAGGCGUCCACUGCUGGGUCUGUGACGCUUCGGCCAGGAAGCUGUCUCCGGCCGUGCGUUCGGGCAUCGUCGAGUACCUGAGCCUCGUCAAGGGCGGCCGAGAGACGGUGAAGAAAGUCCACCUCGGGGAGAGGGUUCACUCGUUCGUCAGGAGGUCGGUAAGCUUGGUGGAAGACUACUUUGAAGACUAUGCCGUGGACGGUCAGGAUUUCCUGGCCAGCAAGGAGCGCUUGGACAAGGUCAUCGCCCUCGUACCGGAAACGCUGCGCGAGACCCUGUCCUGCGACUUGCCCAAGCUUCCCGGCUCCCGGCAGCGCUGGCACCACCUGAAGAAGGUGCUGGAGCAACAGCGGAGCACCCCGAAGGCCGCCCGGUCGGGUUUAUGGUCGGAUUGGGAGGUGAUGCUGCAGCUGUGCUUCCCCCGCCUGGAUGCCAACGUCAGCAAGAGCCUCGGCCACCUGCUCAAGAGCCCGUUCAGCGUCCACCCCAAGACCGGGCGAAUUUCUGUCCCCAUUGACCUACAGGCUGUGGAUCAGUUUGACCCCUGGGCCGUCCCCACCAUCAGUAGUCUCUGCCAAGAGCUGGAUUCCAUCGAAGGGGAGGAGGAGGCGGCGGCGGCGGGGGACGAACCGGAGGUCAGCUCCAGGCGUCGAGCCCGAGACUACAAGAAAACCAGCCUGGGCCCCUACGUGCAGGUGUUUGAGCGUUUUCUCGAUGGGCUGGACCGGGCCCACAAGGGCGAGCUUCUCCAGAGGAGCGAUGCUCAGAGAGACUUCUGAAGGCGACGGUGUCCCCGCGGCCGCGGCCAUGGCAGGCGUAGCUCCUGGGACCGCACGGCAGCCGGGCCGGACCCCCUCCGACCACAGAUGCCUCGGGACCAUCGAGGUCCCGGGCGCCGCCGCCGUCCGUCCCCGUUCCCCUCAUCCCCCAACCGCCGGGCUGCCUUCCAGGACCCUUCGUUGGGGUCCCACCCAGGGCCUGCACCCAUUGGCACCGUUCGUGUGGACAGAACUAUUAAAAGCCGCCGUGCUUUGCCGUCUG
Molecule: messenger RNA, 1558 nt
Organism: Tachyglossus aculeatus (Australian echidna)
Lineage: Eukaryota; Metazoa; Chordata; Mammalia; Monotremata; Tachyglossidae
Gene: PRIM1
Product: DNA primase subunit 1
Exons: 13
Coding region: 31-1296 (421 amino acids)
Biological process (GO): DNA replication, synthesis of primer
Cellular component (GO): alpha DNA polymerase:primase complex
Source: RefSeq, a predicted model, not a curated record